Molecule: messenger RNA, 1245 nt
Organism: Pseudogymnoascus destructans
Lineage: Eukaryota; Fungi; Ascomycota; Leotiomycetes; Thelebolales; Thelebolaceae
Exons: 3
Coding region: 1-1245 (414 amino acids)
Biological process (GO): proteasome-mediated ubiquitin-dependent protein catabolic process
Cellular component (GO): cytoplasm; nucleus; GID complex
Molecular function (GO): protein binding; ubiquitin protein ligase activity
Source: RefSeq, a predicted model, not a curated record
AUGGAAGCGCUUCAAUUAGAGCUUGCCCGGCUGCAGAAAGACGCCUCGCUAUCACAGAGUAUUGAGGAUGUCGACAAAGUCUUGGAGCAGCUGUGCAAUGCACAGGAGGCAAUUGCAGCAGACUCGAACACUGCGUCUAUAACCCUUGCCAAGUUGCAGAAUCCAUUUAAACAGGGGCUGGAUAGAGUCACAGAUGACCUCAAGAAGAUAUACUCUGCGCACAAUAAAUAUGGAAAGGCGUUGGAUAAGAACCUAUCGCAGAAGUCUCUUCCAUCGGAAACACUGUCGACCGAUUAUGAUGCUCUUGCUUCACAUCCGACCCUUAUCAACCGGGCUAUUGCCAUGCAUCUCCUCCGCGAAGGCCAGUUCGCCGUUGCGUCUACAUUCAUCGAAGAGGCGCACGCGAGCCCACCGGAAGCAAAGCCUACCCCAGGAACGCCGAAUCCAUAUCAUGGCGAUGAAGAGGAGUUUACAUCUCUGAAGUCUCAGGAGCUGCAAGCGAAGUUCGCCAACAUGUACGCCAUACUUGGACAUCUCCGAAAAAGGAACCUGUUGCCAGCCAUUGAAUGGGCCAGGGAGCAUAGUUCCGAACUGGAGAAGCGAGGUAGCAACCUUGAAUUCGAGCUUACCAAGCUACAAUACGUUUGGCUCUUCCAAGGACCUCAAGUGAACGGCCUACCGAACGACUCACGGAAUGGCCUUCCCGGGGCUAUUACAUAUGCACGUGAAAGCUUUGGGCGGUUCCAGGCUCGCUUCCUCCGCGACAUUCAGCAGUUGUCUGCAGCCAUGGCAUUUGAGUCGAACUUGCAAGACUCGCCGUAUCGUCUCACCUUUGAAACAGACAGUGCUUGGAGCGAAGUUGCACAGUCGUUUACGCGUGAAUUCUGCUCCCUACUUGGGCUGUCUGCAGAUUCACCUCUCUACAUCUCUGUCACAGCUGGGGCCAUUGCACUCCCCACGUUACUCAAACUAGCGAAUAUCAUGAAGGAGAAGCGGACGGAGUGGACGACGCAACACGAGCUUCCCGUUGAAAUACCCCUGCCAAGGUCGAUGACUUACCACGCGAUAUUUGUCUGCCCAGUCAGCAAAGAACAGAGCACUGAGCAAAACCCUCCAAUGAUGAUGCCAUGCGGCCAUGUCGUCGCCAAAGAGAGUCUGCAGAGGCUGAGCAAGGGCCAGCGGUUCAAGUGCCCCUACUGCCCCAGCGAGAGCUUUCCAAGGGACGCAAAGGAGAUAUAUCUAUGA